Messenger RNA from Gopherus evgoodei (Goodes thornscrub tortoise), 8157 nucleotides. It is a transcript of the gene KDM7A, whose product is annotated as lysine demethylase 7A. Gene Ontology annotation, molecular function: transcription coregulator activity; histone demethylase activity. The record is from RefSeq and is a predicted model, not a curated record. Gene Ontology annotation, biological process: regulation of transcription by RNA polymerase II; protein demethylation. Bases 82 to 2835 code for a protein of 917 amino acids. Lineage: Eukaryota; Metazoa; Chordata; Testudines; Testudinidae. The transcript is spliced from 20 exons.
CGCGCGCGCGCUGUUGUUAUUGGUGCCGCUGGCGGCGGCUGUUGGAGGGGGAGGGCGGCUCAGGCAGUGAGUUCUUUAAAGAUGGCCGGAGCGGCGGCGGCGACCGCGACCCCUGUGUACUGUGUGUGCCGGGAGCCCUACGACGUGAGCCGCUUCAUGAUCGAGUGCGACAUCUGCAAGGACUGGUUCCACGGCAGCUGUGUCAAAGUAGAGGAGCACCAUGCUGUUGACAUUGAUCUGUACCACUGUCCCAACUGUGCAGUUCUGCAUGGACUAUCCUUAAUGAAGAAGAGGAGGAACUGGCACAGACAUGACUACACAGAGUUUGAUGAUGGUUCCAAACCAGUCCAAGCUGGAACACGGACUUUUGUUAAACAACUGCGAGCUCGCUCAUUCCCAAGUGCUGAUGAAAUCAUUUUGAAAAUGCAUGGCAGCCAGCUGACACAAAGAUACCUGGAGAAACAUGGGUUUGAUGUCCCUAUUAUGGUUCCUAAAUUAGAUGGUCUUGGGCUCAGACUCCCUCCCCCUACUUUCUCCGUUUUGGAUGUGGAACGCUAUGUAGAUGGCGACAAAGUGAUAGAUGUAAUUGAUGUGGCAAGGCAGGCAGACAGUAAAAUGAAGCUUCAUAAUUAUAUUAAGUAUUUCAUGAAUCCUGAUCGACCAAAAGUAUUAAAUGUGAUCAGUCUGGAAUUUUCAGACACAAAGAUGUCUGAAUUGGUGGAAGUCCCUGACAUUGCCACAAAGCUUUCCUGGGUGGAAAACUACUGGCCAGAUGACUCCGUCUUCCCCAAGCCUUUUGUUCAGAAAUAUUGCUUGAUGGGAGUUCAGGACAGCUACACUGAUUUUCAUAUUGAUUUUGGGGGCACAUCAGUCUGGUACCAUGUUCUGUGGGGUGAGAAGAUUUUCUACUUGAUCAAACCUACUGAUGAAAAUCUGGCUCUCUAUGAAUCUUGGAGUUCCUCUGUCACCCAGAGUGAAGUGUAUUUUGGGGAUAAGGUAGACAAAUGUUAUAAAUGUGUGGUGAAACAAGGACAUACCUUAUUUGUUCCUACAGGCUGGAUUCAUGCUGUGCUCACAUCUCAGGACUGUAUGGCUUUUGGAGGAAACUUUUUGCACAACCUCAAUAUUGGCAUGCAGCUCAGGUGUUAUGAAAUGGAGAAAAGGCUAAAAACCCCAGAUCUUUUCAAAUUCCCUUUCUUUGAAGCCAUCUGUUGGUUUGUGGCCAAAAACUUACUGGAAACUUUGAAAGAACUGAGGGAAGAUGGUUUCCAGCCCCAGAACUUCUUAGUCAAAGGAGUGAAGGCUUUACUUAGUGCUUUAAAGUUAUGGAUGAAAAAAGAACUUGUAACAGAACAUGCCUUUGAAAUUCCCGACAAUGUUAGGCCUGGGCAUCUCAUUAAAGAACUCUCUAAAGUGAUUCGCUCUGUAGAGGAGGAGAACAGCAAACCAGUUAAAACUCAGGGAAUUCUUGGUAUGUGCCCAGUUUCACGAUCCUCACAUGAAGCAACCUCUUCUCACCAUUCCAGAAGAAAAGUGAGGAAACUGCGAGAUCAUACUACCAAAGUUCCUUCUAAUCUGGAUAUCCUGGAGCUCCACACAAGGGAGGUACUCAAAAGGCUGGAGAUGUCCCCAUGGGAGGAGGACAUAGCAAACUCUAAACUGAAUGGAAGAUUUAACAAGCCUUUUCAGCCAUCUUCUACAGUACCUGAAUGGAGAACAAAGGACAAUGAUCUACGCCUUCUGCUUUCAAAUGGAAGAAUUAUUAGAGAUGAGCGACGACCAUUUACAGAUCGAAGUCUUUACACGGCAGAUAGUGAGGAUGAGGAUGACAGGACGAGGUCAAAAAAGACAAAGACUAUUAAGAUGGAAGACCAGAACUCAGGGUUGGAAGGACAAGGGACUGCUGAUGCCCAGAAACCACUAAACAUGUUCUUUGAAAGUGUGAAAUCAGAACUCAGGAAUGGAUCCUCAGAGUACUCUGAUAUUUCCGAUUCAGAAGAAUCUGAGCCUGAUUGCACUACCCAGCUAAAUAAUUCCUCUCCAGAGGAGUCGGAAAGCUCAGGUGAUGAAGAGAAACAGGAGGUAACAUCAAAUUUCAAGAAGGAAUCUAAGAUAAGGGACCUCUGUCAAAUUACCCAGAAGCCAUCUAAAAAUGAAACUCCAAGUAAAAGGGAAUGUCCUACCUCGACAAGUACAGAAGAAGAAGCUAUUCAGGGCAUGCUUUCUAUGGCAGGAUUGCACUAUACCACAUGUUUACCAGGUCAUAUACAAAGCACAGACUGCACAGAUAAAAGAACCUCUCAUCAGGAACACAGAAGUUACUCCAGAAGUAAGCAUAAGGACAGGCAGCCACCCCAGAGUCAUAAAACAGAAUGUGAUAAGCACACAAGGGAAGAGGAAAGAGGCGUGGGGACUUCAAUAUGGGCAAGACAGCUAAAUGGAGCUUCUAGGGUUACCCCUCAGGAUACAAGUAAAGCUCAGAAAUAUAUUAAGAAGGAGGGUGCAUCAGAAGCUAGUCAUAAGGUUCAGGAGAAUAGUAAUUUUACACACAGCAAUGGCUUGAGCUUCCAACAUGGCAAGUGCACGCGGGACUCGACCCUGAUCCAAGGGGAGUGUCGGUUGAGUGAUGGCAGCCUCAGCCCUGAUAGGCCAUAUGGUGAGACGUCCUUCUCUAUACCCCUUCACCCAACCAAAAGGCCAGCAUCAAAUCCACCUCCUAUCAGCAACCAGGCCACAAAAGGCAAGCGUCCAAAGAAAGGAAUGGCAACUGCCAAACAGCGCCUUGGGAAGAUCCUUAAGCUGAACCGAAAUGGCCAUGCACGCUUCUUUGUUUGAUGUAGCUGCUGUUGCUACUCCUACUACUGCUGCUGCUGCUGUCUUUCCUUCACAGCCAGUAUUGAGGGCAACAGAGCCUGGAGCUUCUGCUGUUCCUCUACCCGAAGCAGACUUGCAUGUACCAUGUAGAACACUGCCUAAUGAACAAAAAAACAAUGCUGCAUUUUCACUGUGCCACACCCGCUCAGCAAUAACCAUUUGGGAAUGGGGAUAUCUUCAGAGAGACAAUGGACUGGGAAACAGUCUCUCAUCAGGGCUUGAAUAUCACUUUGUUGCUGGUAGUGUCUGAGCUAAUUCAUGAGGGGAAGAUGAUAAAGGUGGUUAUCCAUAAUUUAUUUCUGACAGAUUUUUACAACUUUUAAAUUCAUUUUUAACUAUUUAUUUGGAAGAUUUUUUUUGUGGGGGUUAUUAAUUUAGAUUUAAGAAUGUGAAGGUUUUUAAUUGUUCUUGAUAAUGUAUGUUUGGUGCAGUGGAGAGCCACAUUAAUGGUGAUUAGUCUGGACUCCUAAAUUUGAUAUUCAGGUUAUAGUCUUAAACAGGGAUGUGAUGCAUUAUUAAUUAUUUUUAAAUUAAGUCAUAUGGAAUCAUAUUUUAUAUUUUUUUUUUGCUCUUUCUAAGCUAUUGGUUGGGCUUUUGUUGCCCUGUAAGGUGCAUGUGCUCUGCCAGUUUAGUAUCCCUUAGCCUCUCCCCAUUCUGUACACAUUGCUGACUCACCAAAGUGGAGAAGCAAAGACUCUUCUGUAUACAAGGAGAGUAUGAUUAUUCAAGUUCAGUAGUUAACAUGUGUUAGACACCUCUCCCUCAAAUUGGGGUUUAUGCUCUUCCUCCUGACAUGACUGGUGUUCGGUCCAGGCCAUGUGAUUUUCUCUCUUAAGGAGCAAAUAAAAUCGCUUUGAGAAGUUUUAUUUAUACAACUUGUUAGCACAGAGGAGAGCAGCUUUUAUCUUUUCCUGGGGGAUGAGAGAGAGUGCAAUAUGAUGGAUUAAGUUUCAUAUUUCAGAAUAAUUGUGUUGGUGGAAGAAACAAUUCUUAAAAUUAUAAAUAGCAGAAUUAAGAUUUGGCAGAUUACUUCCUGUGGAGGGAACACUAAAACCAAUGAUAAUCAUUAGUAUACUUCAAAAAUGUAUUUUACCGAGGAACUAAGGAGGCAGUUGAACAUGUGCUGCUUGCAAGGCUGCAUGAGAGCCAAUUUCAGUCUUAACAGGUGCAUAUGUAAGUGUUGAGUUUAGUAGCUAGCUGAUCUCAGAACGAUCAUUUGUGCCAUGCUUUACAUAGAGCUGAUAGUAAAUGCCAAUUCUGAAUUACCUGUAAAUAAUGUUGAUUUUAAAUUUGUAUUUUUCUGUAAUAUAAAAUUAAAUAUUUAACUUUUCAGGAUGGGUGGAGAGGGGAACAACUUUACUUGAUUCUGUAAAAAGGGCAUUUUUCAGGGUCCAGCCAAAAGUAAACAUUGAUGUGCUAGGAAUACCAUCUUGAAUUUUUCUUGUAUAGUGAGAGUGAAAAGGCUUGGCUUAGCUAUCCAAUUUAUUGAUUUGUCUUAACUCUACUCAGUUUGCCUGUCCUCCAUAUUCUGUCCUGGAUAGCUGCUUCCUGCUGUGCUUAAAAACAAAUUCACUUUUACCUUCCUGAUUUACACGUAGCUAUAUCCACGUAUACAGUUAGAUUAGAUCAGAACUAGCUAGGUGAGGGCCAGCCCAUUUCUGGAUGAGAAAAUAUCAAAAUAUAACAUGGGUAUGCAUAGUGCAAAUAGCAUUCAUGAUUUUUCUUUUUCCAGAACUUGCAAAUUAUUGCUUGUUUCUCUUCAUCCCAGCCCAUCUUUUGAUUUGAAAGUAGCGUAGACAUCAAAGUUAAUGGAUUUUACUAACCCAUAGCCAAAAACACGGUGGAUGAGUUCAAGCUCUGUUGGCAGACCAUUUUUAUUUAAUGCAUGCUGUCAGCCUUGUUUCGGGUGCUGGGGAAAGGAGACAAUAAAAGUGAUAGUCACAAAUUACCAACUAACAAAAGAUGGGGAGCAGUUACUCCACAGGUUUUAAAAGUGACCAGAAAUAAUAAUGUUCUCAGGCAAGAAAUUUUCCUGUCAGUAAUGAUGAGAGGAAAAAAUAGUUUCAACGUUCAGUAUGAAAUUUUAAUUCUAUCUUUUGAUGUAUUCUCAUGGAAAUAUUUGAUAAAUGUGUAUCAUGUUAUCAGUACUGGUUUAAAUGAUAAGAAAAAAAAGCUUACCUCUGAUCUGUUUGUGUCAGCUCAAGGAAAACCAGGUCAGACCUGCCAGGCUUUGAGUAACUAGUUCAGUUCUGGCAAACCAAACCAAACUGCUUUUCUCUUACUGGCUAUCUUUUUAUUAUUAUUAUUAUUAUUUAUUAUUUAUUAAUUAAGACAACCGAAGUAUUUUGCAAGGGACAUUAAGCAGAAUUGGAGAGGAGUAAAGACUGAUUUUUUUUUAAUGUAGAUUCUGAGAACACUACUUACUGAAACAGAACUAUGCCAUAAUGGAAUCUGGAAUAAGGAGGUUUGGAAUAUGGAACACACACAAUACUGCUUUCCCUGUGACUUGUCCGCAGCAGGUCUCUCCUCUAAGCCUCUUCAUUAGCAAAGUAUAUAGCUAUCAUCUUACUAUUAGAAAAAGUACUUGGCUGGACCCAUAUAUGUUUAAUGGUUAUUUCUAGUUUUCUUUCUUUUUUUCCCUUCUCUCCCACUUUUUCAAGGUGGCUCUCCAUUGUAGUGAGUGUACUAAUGUCUGUUCAUAGGCUGUCAACAGGCAGAGGUUCAUUUCCAUUUUCUCCCGAUUUCCAUGCUUCCAGCAGAAGUCUUUAAGAGACUAAAACUUUAUUUGGGGUGAGAGGGAACCUCAGUCAAUCAGUUUAAAAGAAAUUGUCUUGAUAAUUGAUAACAAAUGAGUCUCCUUUUGGUAGCUUGAUGAAGAGGAUGUGUUGACCUCACUUAUUCAUGUAUUUGUAUGUUAAGAUGUUUUUAUUAUAUUCUUGGGAAAAAAACACUGUUGCACCAAGCUUUUUGUAGGUGGACUGAACCUGGUGCUAUAGAGGUGGAGAGAAAAUAACCUGUCUUUUCUCACAUUUCACUAUGGGGGUGGGGGUAGAUGGAUAGGAGCACUGAUAUGGGGCUGCCGGGGGACUGAGUCCUCUAUGGAAACUUAUUUUCAAGGAGGAUAUUUAAAGAAAAAAAGACAUGAGGAAUUUGGACUUUAAGAUAAAAUUACUGUACUUAUUUUUUAAACUUUCUGUUCUAGAAGGAAAAAUGCUAUGAAAUGAAACACUUGGGUUUGCUCUUCUCCAAGUACUCAAGUUCUUACAAUUUUUAAAAAGAAAAAUGUGAAAAUGGAAAGACCACCUAGAAAUUAUAUCAAGGACUCUUCCAGCAACUUUCCCCUUUCUUCCUGUACUACACUUGCUAAUAAAGCCUGGCUACAAGGUAGCCCUUAAUGACCUCCGAGGUAGAUUACCUAUGCAACCUAUAAUAUUCUACGUGAAAUAAUUCUUGAAGAAAUCAUUUCAAAAGGGUUUUAUGUUAAAAAUGAACAAUUGUUACUUUCUGACCACGUUUUUAAGCUGAAAUACAUGUAUUAAUUUGAAUAGAGAGAAGAGAGCAUGGGGUCAUGGCCAUCCUUUAAAAGCUUCAGCUUUCCCAAGCCUUGUUAUAUGGCAUAGGCUGCUUUCUUUCACCAGGGCAUGAAGUCCUACAUUUUGAAACCUUUGCAGGAGUUUAACCCAGGGCUGAGUCAUUAUCUGGCUGUCUCUUGGUUGGUAAUUGUGGGGACUGUGCAGGGCUGAGGCUAGAACCAAACCAUACUUAGUGGCCCCCCCCAGCAUCCAUGCCACCCAAAAUCUUAAUGUCUUUUUAAAGCUCUUUUAUAUAGUACUUCCAGACCAUUAAAGGCUGUCCAUGGCCCUGGGACUAAGAAAACCUAGAGCUGCUUUAUUUUGCAGAAGAAAUAUAAAUGAAACCAAGGCCUUACUGUUUGUGGUUAAACUGCAUUAAAAAGCUGCGACAUCCAUUUUUCAAAAAAGCAGGGGGUGAGAAAUAUGAAUAGCACUGAUUAGGACAUUCAUAAGCUGCAUUUCCUUUUGGAAAAGGACUUUUUUCUACUUUUAAUAAAAAUUAAGCCAUAACAGUUUCAUGCUGUGGGACGGGAGUGAAAGGGAUCACUUUAAGAGAUUAUAUUAAUAUGAAUUAUCACUUCUGCUGGGAUAUGUCUAAUUUUGUCAGUGCUUUGGCAGUUUAUUUCUUUUUUUAAAAUCCAUGAAAUUUGAAAAAGGGGAUAGUUCUUGGCUAUAUUUACUAGUUUUGUAGUAGUGUUUUGCUGGCCCAUUUGUCUUUCCCUGUCCCUUUUCUACUCUGUCUAAUUUCUAUCCUUUUUUGAACAUCUGUGGAAAAUACUGGCUUGUCUGCCUGAAUAGGGGUCUCCGUGUGCAUGUGUUUGGGUGUGUGUGGGUGUGUCUUUUUACAGAAACGCACUACAGUGUCGAGUAUUUGGCUGGGAAAGGGAAUGCUGCAGCUUUAAGAGCAUUUUUUCAAUUCAUAACAGUAUUUCCCAUCCUCUUUUGCCUGCAGGCAGGGAAAAUGUAUGUACAGUAUUUAUUUUUGUUUCAAUUUUACUUUAAAUUUGUAAGUUUCUAUAAGUAGCUCACAUUGGUUAUUCUAGGGGAGGACAAGUGGCUUGUUUCAAUUUGUAUUUGAUAUUCAUAGUUUCCAGUUUCUGUACUUCAAAAUAUUGAAAUUAAAAAGUUGUAUUACUUAUGUUUUGAUUUUAACAAUCUAUAGUGUUUAAUUUCUACAGGUUUUUGUUCACUUGCUUUAAAGUGUAAAUACAGAAAGUUGUAAAAAAUGUCUUAUGAGGAAAAAAUGCUUAAUUCUGUUUCUUGGUCUGAUUUUUGUGCCCAUUAUUUGACUCUUGAUUUUAAUGAAGAUGUACUUGAGAGAUGUGGGGAGUGCAGUACAUUUUCUGACUAUUUAAAGUGUAAGUUUGCUUUCUAUCAAAACAUUCUCCGGGAGCUGAAUGCAUUUUGUGAAGACGUAUACAGUCUUUUUUGACACCUAAAUGUAAAAAGAAAUGGUUGAGACUUCCAGCGGUCCAUCACUUAGUAAACGUUAGAAAUUGAUCCAAUUUGGAAAUAUUUUAAUGCUGAAAAUUUUUUUCCUUUUCUUCUUGCCUCUUUUUUUCAUAUUCUUUCUUUUUGAUCAAGUUUGUCUUAUGCUCGUGAUGCCUCUAGCUUUUCUGGGAGCAGCUCUUCCCAUCUGUGACUGACGAGGUACUGUUUCUGGUAGAAUGGGUUUCUCUCACUCACACACACCCUCUUUUUAUUUUUUUCU